This is a messenger RNA of Hippoglossus stenolepis (Pacific halibut), 2411 nucleotides long. Its product is annotated as extracellular calcium-sensing receptor. The transcript is spliced from 6 exons. Gene Ontology annotation, biological process: G protein-coupled receptor signaling pathway. Bases 16 to 2295 code for a protein of 759 amino acids. Gene Ontology annotation, molecular function: G protein-coupled receptor activity. Gene Ontology annotation, cellular component: membrane. NCBI's taxonomy places the organism in Eukaryota, Metazoa, Chordata, Actinopteri, Pleuronectiformes, Pleuronectidae. The record is from RefSeq and is a predicted model, not a curated record.
AAAUUUGCCCAGACCAUGAUCUUUGCAAUCGAGGAAAUAAAUCAAAAUCCUGCAAUUCUCCCAAAUCACACACUGGGCUACAAGAUAUAUAAUUCCUGUGGAAUGACAAACAUCAUCAAGGCUGCUAUAGAGUUAGCCAGCGGGCACAGAGAGGUCAUAGAUGAGAGGAACUGCACAAAGGCUGACGCUGCCCUGGUUGUACUGGGCCACUCUGGCUCUGCACCCACCAUGGGAUUCGCUCGGGUUAUAGGACGAUUUCAGAUACCAGUGAUAAGCCACUUUGCAACCUGUGAAUGUCUGAGCAACAGAGAGGAGUUUCCAUCCUUCUUCCGAACCAUUCCCAGUGAUCUCCACCAGAGCCGAGCCUUAGCGAAGCUGGUCAGGCACUUCGGCUGGACCUGGGUGGGGGCUAUAAGCAAUAAAAAUGACUACGGCAUCAACGGGAUCACUUCGUUCAUACAAGCUGCGCAAGAAGAGGGGGUGUGCAUCGAGUAUUACCAGGCCUUUGAGCAGACGGGUCCUCUCAGCGAGUUGAGGAGAGUGGUUGAAACUGUGAAGCACUCCACCUCCAAAGUCAUUGUGGCCUUCAUGUCGCACAGAGAGGUUAAAGUGCUGGCAGCAGAGUUGCACAGACAGAAUAUCACGGGGCUGCAGUUUGUGGGCAGCGACGCCUGGAUCACAGAUCACUCUCUGACCGACAGCGAGGGGCACAGCAUCCUGGUGGGCUCACUGGGCUUUGUCGUCAGCCGAGCCCGGAUCCCGGGGCUGGAGGAGCACCUGAGGCGAGACUUCUGGGAAGAGACGUUCGACUGCUCUCUGGGCAACGACACAAACACACAAAGAAAGUGCAGCGGAUUGGAGAGCCUGCAGAAUGUUGAAACAUAUUUUACAGAUGUUUCAGAGCUCAGAUUCACAAACAAUGUGUACAAGUCGGUUUAUGCAGCUGCUCAUUCUCUGCAUAACUUGGUCACGUGUGAAGGGAAGAUGGGCCCAAAUCUGCAUUCGAUUCAUCCUCUCUCCUCUUUACAGGUGCUGCAUUAUUUACAGAAUAUCAACUUCACAACAACUCAAGGGGAGAGAGUGACCUUCGACCAGAAUGGAGAUUCACCAGCGAGAUAUGAACUCAUAAACUUGCAGCGUGUCACUUCAGGCACCGCGCAUGUUUCCACCGUCGGUGUUUUCGACGCCACUCUGCCCGGCGAGCGCCAGUUUGUCAUGAACGGCGUGAAGAUAGUUUGGGGUGGAGGAAGUUACACGGUGCCUGUGUCCGUGUGCAGUGAGAGCUGUCCCCCUGGAAAACGCAAAGCCCUGCAGAAAGGAAAACCUGUCUGCUGUUAUGACUGUGUGCCGUGCGCUGAAGGAGAAAUCAGCAAAAUUAAAGACUCUGUGGACUGCUUCAAAUGUCCCAUUGAUUACUGGCCGAACACCAGAGGAGACACGUGCAUCUUGAAGGAAAUUGAAUUUCUGUCCUAUGCAGAGUUCAUGGGGAUCAUUUUAACAUUCCUUUGUCUGCUGGGAGCAGUUCUGACCGUUGUGAUAGCAUUGGUGUUCUAUCACUUCCGGGAAUCUCCCAUUGUCAGGGCCAACAACUCGGAGCUGAGCUUCCUGCUGCUCUUCUCCCUGACGCUGUGCUUCCUGUGCUCCCUCACCUUCAUCGGCCGGCCCUCUGAGUGGUCCUGCAUGCUGCGGCACACUGCGUUCGGCAUCACCUUCGUCCUCUGCAUCUCUUGUGUCCUCGGGAAAACUAUAGUGGUGUUAAUGGCCUUCAGGGCGACACUUCCAGGCAGAAAUGUGAUGAAAUGGUUCGGGCCUGCACAGCAGAGACUCAGCGUUCUGGCGUUCACUCUCAUACAGGUUGUGAUUUGCAUUCUUUGGCUGACCAUCAAUCCUCCUUUUCCGUUCAAAAACAUGAACCACUAUAAGGAGAAGAUUAUACUGGAGUGUGCGCUGGGUUCAGCUGUCGGCUUCUGGGCUGUGUUAGGAUACAUCGGACUCUUAGCCAUUUUGUGUUUCGUUCUUGCUUUUUUGGCUCGAAAGCUUCCUGAUAAUUUCAACGAGGCUAAAUUCAUCACUUUCAGCAUGUUGAUAUUCUGCGCAGUCUGGAUCACAUUUAUCCCGGCUUACGUCAGCUCUCCUGGGAAGUUCACUGUGGCUGUGGAGAUAUUUGCUAUUCUAGCCUCAAGUUAUGGACUUAUUUUCUGUAUAUUUAUACCCAAAUGUUAUGUUAUUUUACUGAGACCAGAGCAAAAUACCAAAAAGCACAUGAUGGGCAAAACAAAAGAUAUUCAAUAUUGAUUUCUCAUAUUUAUAAUAGUCAAUUAAAGUUAUAAGAUUACAACAAAAUUGCAAUAAAAUUUACAAAAUACUGGAUUCCUAAUAUUAUAUAAAUGUAACACUGUAUGCAGUACAUA